This is a messenger RNA of Thalassophryne amazonica, 6345 nucleotides long. It is a transcript of the gene elnb, whose product is annotated as elastin b. The transcript is spliced from 38 exons. The record is from RefSeq and is a predicted model, not a curated record. The coding region runs from base 1 to 5568 and encodes 1855 amino acids. NCBI's taxonomy places the organism in Eukaryota, Metazoa, Chordata, Actinopteri, Batrachoidiformes, Batrachoididae.
AUGUGGUUUUUCGGACAUGGUGGACUUGGGACAGGAGGCUUAGGCUGGGGAGCACUUGGAGGAGGAAAUUUUGGACCUGGGACAGGUCAGGGAGCUGGAGGUCAAGGAGCAGGCCGCAGCUAUGUACCUGGAGUUGGCUAUGGAGGUGGUUAUGGACCUGGUGGUGGUGGCCAGUACCCCAAACCUCCUAAGUCAGGUCGGCCUGGAACAUUGGCUGGAGGACGAACCGUUUAUGGUCCUGGUGGUGCCAGAGGAGUUGGUCCUGGUGGAGCAGGCAGAGUAGGCCCUGGUGGUGCAGGGUUUGGUCCUGGUGGAGCAGGAGGAGUAGGGCCUGGUGGUGCAGGAUUUGGUCCUAGUGGAGGAGGAGGAGUAGGGCCUGGAGGAGCAGGAUUUGGUCCUGGUGGAGCAGGAGGAGUAGGGCCUGGAGGAGCAGGAUUUGGUCCUGGUGGAGCAGGAGGAGUAGGGCCUAGUGGUGCAGGAUUUGGUCCUAGUGGAGGAGGAGGAGUAGGGCCUGGAGGAGCAGGAUUUGGUCGUGGUGGAGCAGGAGGAGUAGGGCCUGGUGGUGCAGGAUUUGGUCUUGGUGGAGCAGGAGGAGUAGGGCCUGGUGGUGCAGGAUUUGGUCCUAGUGAAGGAGGAGGAGUAGGGCCUGGAGGAGCAGGAUUUGGUCCUGGUGGAGCAGGAGGAGUAGGGCCUGGAGGAGCAGGAUUUGGUCCUAGUGAAGGAGGAGGAGUAGGGCCUGGAGGAGCAGGAUUUGGUCCUGGUGGAGCAGGAGGAGUAGGGCCUGGAGGAGCAGGAUUUGGUCCUAGUGGAGGAGGAGGAGUAGGGCCUGGAGGAGCAGGAUUUGGUCCUAGUGGAGGAGGAGGAGUAGGGCCUGGAGGAGCAGGAUUUGGUCCUGGUGGAGCAGGAGGAGUAGGGCCUGGAGGAGCAGGAUUUGGUCCUGGUGGAGCAGGAGGAGUAGGGCCUGGUGGUGCAGGGUUUGGUCCUGGUGGAGCAGGAGGAGUAGGGCCUGGAGGAGCAGGAUUUGGUCCUGCUGGCUCUGGAGGUGUCAGAACUGGAGACGUUGGUUUUGGUCGUGGGGUUGGUUUUGGUCCUGGAGGAGCUCCAUUCCCAGGAGGAGCCCAAACAAUGCCACAGACUGGUGCUACUGGUGGAGGGCCUGGAGGAAAAACUGCUGGUAAAGCAUCAAAACAGGUGCCAGGGAUUGGAGUACCUGGACUCUAUCAAGGUGGAUUUGCACCAAGCCAAGGUUUUGGAGGUCGUGGUGUUCUCCCUGGAGUAGCCACAGGAUCUGGACUUGCUCCACAGUCUGGUUCUGGAGUUCUGGGCCAGGGGGGUGCUGGGCCAGGAGCAGGCAAUGGUCGUGGAGGUUUUGGUGGACAGCAGUUGCCUGGGGUUUUUCGUGGUUACCCUCUCAUAUCACCCAAAUCAGGUGUAGGAAAGUCAAAGAAAUCAGCUAAAGCUGCAGCCAAAUAUGGUGGAGGACAAGGGCUUCCUGGUGGAGGAUCAGUAGUUGCAACAGGAUUAGGAGGUGGAGCCAGUAUAGCAAGUGGGCCUGGAGCUGUGCCUGGAUUUGGAACCACAAGUGGAACCGGAACUGGACCAGGAGUUGGGCCGGGAAUAAUACCCAGUACACCUGGUUUAGGUCAGGCAGGUGGUGCAGGCACUGGUGGAGACCUUGGAAGUCAAGGCGCUGGAGGUGGCUUUGGCACAGGUGUAGGGCCUACCUUUGGGACUGGGUCAAGUGUGCCAGGUGGAGGCUAUGGUAUUGGUCCAGGUGGUGCUGGCACUGGGCCUGGAGGAGUUGGCACUGGUAGAAAUGGGUAUGCACCAGAUGGAGCUGGAUCUGGGUUACAAGGAGCAGGAGCAGGAGCUGGAGGGUAUGAUGCCAGUGCCAAAGCCCGUAAUUAUGGUAUGCUGAGUGGCACUUUCGGAGGACCCGGAGCAGGAAUCGGAGGAAUUGGGCUUGGUGGUGCUGGAACUGGCUAUGGACCAAUUGGGGGAGUUGGACCUGGUGGGGCUGGUACAGGCUAUGGACCAGGUGGGGGAGGUGGACCUGGUGGGGCUGGUACAGGUUAUGGACCAGGUGUAGGAGUUGGGCCUGGUGGGGCUGGUACAAGCUAUGGACCAGGUGGGGGAGUUGGACCUGGUGGGGCUGGUACAGGUUAUGGACCAGGUGUAGGAGUUGGGCCUAGUGGGGUUGGUACAGGUUAUGGACCAGGUGUAGGAGUUGGGCCUGGUGGGGCUGGUACAGGCUAUGGACCAGGUGGGGGAGUUGGGCCUAGUAGGGCUGGCAAAGGUUAUGGACCAGGUGUAGGAGUUGGGCCUGGUGGGACUGGUACAGGCUAUGGGCCAGGCGGGGGAGUUGGGCCUAGUGGGGCUGGUACAGGUUAUGGGCCAGGUGGGGGAGUUGGGCCUAGUGAGGCUGGUACAGGUUAUGUACCAGGUGUAGGAGUUCAGCCUAGUGGGGCUGGUACAGGCUAUGGACCAAGUGGGGGAGUUGGGCCUAGUGGGGCUGAUACAGGUUAUGGGCCAGGUGGGGGAGUUGGGCCUAGUGGGGCUGGUACAGGCUAUGGACCAGGUGUAGGAGUUGGACCAGGUGGAGCUGGUACAGGCUAUGGACCAGGUGGGGGAGUUGGACCUGGUGGGGCUGGCUCUAUACCUGGAGGUUAUGCCAGUGCCAAGGCUCGUAAAUAUGGUCUCCCAGGAGGUGCUGGAGCUCCCCAAGGUACAGGAGUGCUUGGGGUAAGAGGAGGUGUUCCAAGCCAAGGGGUCGGACUUACAACUGGUGGUGGAGCCGGAACAGCAUUCGGAGUAGGUGGAAUACCGGGAUCUGGAAUUGUGACUGGAGGUGGACAGAGUGGGUUUGGACAAAGUACGGCUAGAGGAUAUCCUGGUGGACCCAAGACUUUCAAAUAUGGUCUUCCUGGCAGUGGUGGGGCUACUGGAACUGCAGUAGGUGGUUAUGGUCUCAGGGCUGGAGAAUCACUAGGGAGUGGAGGAACAGCAUUUGGACCUGGUGGAUAUGGCCCUGGAGCUGGUGUUGGACCAGUGCCUGGUAGAGGUUAUGGUCCAGGUUUUGGAACUGAAUCAAAACCUGUGAAAUAUGGUCCAGGGGGUGCGAGUACAGGCAGUGUUCCGGGAAGUGGAGCAGGACAAGAACAACCUGGGCGGGUUGCCCCUGAGACAGAAUCACGGACUAGUACUGCAGGAGUCAGCACUGGGUCUGGUACUGGUGUUUCAGUGAAUGGUACCAGCACUGGGAGCAGAGUAACAACAACAGCAGCUACACCUGUUGUAGGAGGAGCAGCUGCAGGAAGCACUCCAGCUCCGGGAUCAGAAGGUGAAGGUGGUGCCGGCAGUGUUAUAGAGGGCUCUGGAAGUUCUGGAGUGGAAGGUAGACCAGUGGGAGCAGGUGCUGGAGAUGAUCUCAGUGGAACAGCGAUACCCCCUGUUGGAGCAAAACCAGGUGCUGGUGGUGAUGUCACAGGUGGCACCCUACCUGGAGCAAAACCUCUCAAGCCUCCAGGUGUCCCCAGAGGAGACACUCCAGGUGAAGGAGAUGGAGAAGGAGGCCCUGAUGGAGAGAGAGAGGAUGCAAGAAGCAUGGGAAAAAUCACUGGAGGAGUAGCAGGGGGUCCUACCAGGGCAACAGCAGUGGGAGGAGUUUCCGGUGGGACUGCAGAUGUGGUUGUAUCCGGUGGAGCAGCAGUAACUCCAAUGCCACUUAAAGAUGGUGUAACUGGUGGACCUGGCCAAGUAAUAGGAGGAGGUGUAGGUGGAGCUGGAGGUCCCAGUGCAGUUGGAGUAAGUCCUGGGGGAGGUCGAAGAAGUCAUGGUGCAGUGGGGGAAGGUCCUGGUACAGGUGGAGGAGUUCCCGGGGCAGUUGGAGCAGGUCCUGGUGCAGUGGGAGGUGGCCCUGGAGGGGGUCCAGGAGGAGCAGGCUUAGUGCCAUUGCCUGGAGGGCCAGGAUUUGGAACAGGAACUACUAAACCUGGAAAAAGCUAUGGUGCUGGUGGGAGUGGUGGCCUUUUACCAGGUGGAGGAUACAUAACACUUGGAGCAGGAGGACUCGGUGGGACAGGACUUGGUGGUUUAGGACUUAGACCUGGCAGCUAUGGCACUGGUCCAGGGUCAUAUGGGGUUGGACCAGGAGGUUACGGGGGUGGCCCUGGUGGAUACGCUGCUGGUCCUGAGGGAUAUGGACCUGUCCCUGGAAGCUAUGCAGGACAGACUGGAAGCAGAAGUGGUGGUAUUGGUAGCAGCCCUGGAGGAGGGACUGGAACUCUUGGAGUUGGAACUGAUCUUGGAGCUUUAGGCAGAGGAGGAGCAGCUGGAGGAAGCCCAACUGGAGCUGGUGGUGGACUGGUUGGAUAUGGUGGUGGAGUUGGUCCUGGUGGUUCAAGAUAUGUCACAGGUCCAGGAGUGAGUCCUGAUACUGCCAAACCAAGCAAAAGUUAUGCUGGUGGAACUGGUAGUGCUGGAGUUGGGUCUGGUGUCUAUGGGAUUGGACCUGGAGGAGCUGCUAGCUCUGCUCCAGGGAGUUUUGGACCAGGGAGCUAUGGGCCUGGAAUGGGAGUUGGUGGAGGUUUACCAGGAGGUUAUGGACUAGCAAGGCCUGGAUUAGGUGGAUAUGGGCCCAGCACUGGGCUCGGUGGUUUUAGACCAGGUGGUGUUGGGGCAGGAACAAGCUUCUCUGGACCUGGUGGAGCAGGGACCAUUCCCGGUGGUGUGUAUACUGCUGGUAGUCAAGGACCUAUGGCAAGAAAACCUCCCAAGUCAGGUGCGGGAACAGGUAUGGGAUCUGGCAGAUAUCUUCCUGGUGGUCUGGUACCUGGAGGCAUUGGACCAGGCGGUGCUGGAACAGGUGGCUUUGGACCUGGUGGUGCUGGAACAGGGACAGGUGGCUUCACACCUGGAGGUGCUGGAAUAGGAAGUGGCAGCUUUGGACCAGGAGGUUCCAGUUUAGGUCCAGGUGUCCAGGGAUUGGGAAAGCCCCCUAAAUCUGGUUAUGGUGGUGCUGGGUAUGGAUCAGCAGGUGCAUUUGGAGGAGGUGAACAAGCUGGCCCAGGUGGAACUGGAACUGGCUCAAGUGGGUCUGUAAGAGGAGGAUAUGUGCCAGGUGUAAGUGGACCUGGCACUGGUCCUUUUGGUUAUGGGCCUGAAGGUGUUGGACCAGGUGGAUAUGACCAAAGACUUACUGGAACAGAGCCGGGGGGGGUUAGACCUGGUGGGACAGGUGGCCAAGCUCUUGGGACAAGGAAGACUCCUAAAUCUGGCUACGGUUCAUUGAUGGGUGGAGCUGGCUCUCACCCAGGCAGCACAGGUGGAGCAGGUGGCUUUUUAGGUCCUGCAGGAACAAGCCAGGGAGUACCAGUAGCAGGACCAGGGGGCGUUGGCCCUGGCUAUGGUGGAUCAGCUGGUGGAGCCUACCCAGGAUAUACAGGAGCCGGGCAGAAAUCAAAAGCACAGAAAGCAGCCAAAUACGCAACUAUGCAGGCCUUACUGGGAGCUAGAGGUUACCGAGGUGCUGGCUGUCUGGGUAAAUACUGUGGCCGGCAGAGGAAGUGAGAAGCCAGCUGACGGCACUUCAUUCAAACUACAGUGGUGCUAUCACAUUGUUUUACCUGCUAGAAAACCCAAAGUUUCAAAACAUUCCACAUGGAACACUUUGAUUUGUUUAGACUAGUGGUAAAUUGAUGAAUCAGACAGUCUUUAUUGAUCUCACGCCAGUGAAAUUCACCAGUUACAGCACUGCAUCAGUGAAUGCAUUUCAAUGAAAUAUAGGUGGGGCAUUUGCCUCUGUGCUCAUGAGGCAAAUAAAAAAAUAAAAAAAUGCAGGCAUAUCUGACAAGUGGACUUGUCAGUGGGGAACGUGUACCUUUGCAUGCAAAUGGAUGCCUUGACACAACAAUAACAGCGGGAAUUGGGAUCUUGAAACACUGCAGACAAGACAAUGCAGACAACAGCAAUGUUAAAUAAAUGUUUAUUUAAAGGUAUAGUGCCGCUGGGUUUGUUUUAAAGUUUAAGUCAUAAAAAGAAUUUUCUUUGGCACCAUUAUAAUUCAAUUAUUUUAGCAUUUAGAUAAGGGAUUCAUAAUAUGAUAUUAUCAAUAUGAUCAAAAGUCAUGCUGUCUGGAAACAAUUUAGACUUUCAACCCUUGAGGGGGAGAAAUUCAAGGGAACAGAUGCUAUAACCACCAUUUGGGAGAUUACAAAGUGUUUUACAAGAAAUCUCAUGGAUGUUAACAUAAGAUGGGUCACAGGUAAUCUCAAAAUCUCACACAUGCGCACAGCAUAAAGGAUAAUUUCGAUCAUUUUCAUGAAGAAACCCAUAAGUUAGAGUAAU